Molecule: messenger RNA, 3856 nt
Organism: Pollicipes pollicipes
Lineage: Eukaryota; Metazoa; Arthropoda; Thecostraca; Pollicipedomorpha; Pollicipedidae
Product: ATP-binding cassette sub-family B member 10, mitochondrial-like
Biological process (GO): oligopeptide export from mitochondrion
Cellular component (GO): mitochondrial inner membrane
Molecular function (GO): ATP binding; ABC-type oligopeptide transporter activity; ATP hydrolysis activity
Source: RefSeq, a predicted model, not a curated record
CCGCGCCUGCGCAGUGGCAAGCUCGGCGCGUCGCGGUUCGCGCCGCAAGAGAUGCGGCGGCUCAUGGCGCUGGCUCGGCCGGAACGCUGGAGGAUCGGAGGUGCCGUGGGCCUGCUGCUGGUCUCCAGCGCCGUGACCAUGACGGUGCCGUUUGCCAUCGGCCGCGUGGUGGACAUCAUCUACCAGGAGGAGGCAGACACUGCCCGGCAGCGGCUCAUCACCAUCUGCCUGGCGCUGGGUGGCGUCUUCAUCGUCGGCGCCGCCGCCAACUGCGGCCGAGUCUACCUCAUGGGCAUCUCAGGCGCCCGGAUCGCGCAGCAGCUGCGCGUCUCCGUGUUCGGCGCCCUGCUGCGCCAGGAGGUGGCCUUCUUCGACCGCAGCCGGACGGGCGAGCUGGUGAACCGGCUGUCGGCCGACACGGCGCUCGUCAGUCAGUCGGUCACCAUGAACAUCUCGGACGGCCUGCGCGCCACCGCCAUGGCCUCCGCCAGCGUCUCCAUGAUGUUUUACGUGUCGACGAAGCUGGCGCUGGUGGGACUGAGUAUCGUGCCGCCGGUGGCCAUGGUGGCUGUCGUUUAUGGCCGAUACGUGCGCAGGAUCACGAGAGCCGUCCAGGACGGCCUAGCUGAUGCCAACGCCGUGGCUGAAGAGAAGCUGGCCAAUAUUCGCACAGUGCGCGUGUUCGCGCGCGAGGACCACGAGGCCGAGGGGUACGCUCGCAGCACGCGUGACGUGCUGGCCUUGUGUCAGCGCGAGACGUUGGCACGGGCCGGCUUCUUUGGAAUGACGGGGCUCAGCGGCAACAGCGUGAUCCUGGCCGUGCUCUACUACGGCGGCUCGCUGGUGGGCGCCGGCCAGGUCACGGUCGGUGACCUCUCCGCCUUCCUGCUGUACGCCGCCUACGUGGGCGUGGCCGUCGGCGGCCUCAGCUCGUUUUACUCGGAGCUGCAGCGCGGCCUGGGCGCCAGCACGCGGCUCUGGCAGCUGGUGGACCGGCAGCCGCAGCUACCAUACUCGGGCGGCGCGCGGCCGGCCGCCCUCCGCGGCGACCUGCGGCUGCAGGACGUCACGUUCGCCUACCCCAGUCGGCCCGAUGACCUGGUGUUCCGCGGCCUCAGCCUCAGCGUCACGGAAGGCUCGGUGCUGGCAGUGGUCGGGUCGAGCGGCUCUGGCAAGUCCACGGUGGCCUGGCUGCUGCUGCGGCUGUACGACCCGCUGGAGGGCCGCGUCACACUGGACGGCAACGACGUCCGCGAGCUGGACCCCAUGUGGCUGCGGGACCAGAUCGGCGUCGUCAGCCAGGAGCCCGUGCUGUUCUCCACCUCGAUCCGCGAGAACAUUCUGUACGGCGCCAGCGUGGCCAGCACGGUCACUGAGCAGCAGCUGCGCGACGCCGUCGAACAGGCCAACGCCGCAGAGUUUGUCGAUAGGCUCCAGGACGGUAUGGACACGCUGGUCGGUGAGAGGGGCGUGAUGCUGUCCGGAGGUCAGAAGCAGAGGAUCGCUAUAGCCCGCGCCAUACUGAAGAGCCCGCGGCUGCUCAUCCUUGACGAGGCCACCAGCGCGCUGGACUCCGAGAGCGAGAGCCUGGUGCAGGAGGCGCUGCAGCGGCUGAUGCGGGGCCGCACCGUCAUCACUAUCGCCCACCGGCUCAGCACCGUGCGGCGCGCCGACGCGAUCGCCGUGCUGAGCGGCGGCGCCGUGGUGGAGCAGGGCUCCUACGACGAGCUCAUGGCCAGGAGUGACGGCGUCUUCCGGCGGCUGGUGGAGCGGCAGACCAUCCAGAGCUGAGAGCUCUCCAGAGCUGCUGGUCAGGAGUGACGGCGUGUUCCGGCGGCUGGUGGAGCGGCAGACCAUCCAGAGCUGAGAGUGACGGCGUCUUCCGGCGGCUGGUGGAGCGGCAGACCAUCCAGAGCUGAGAGCUCUCCAGAGCUGCUGGUCAGGAGUGACGGCGGCUUCCGGCGGCUGGUGGAGCGGCAGACCAUCCAGAGCUGAGAGUGACGGCGUCUUCCGGCGGCUGGUGCAGCGGCAGACCAUCCAGAGCUGAGAGCUCUCCAGAGCUGCCGGGCAGGCGCGCGCACAGAGACGGCAGGCCUCGUAGGGCUGCCGGCUCGGGGCACGGAGCGCUUCGGUUGCCCAAAGCCCGUUGUUUAUGAAGUGGAAAAUCGCCUGGACUCGAGGACUGGGAUUCUGUGGGCGGAAUGAUAGACUCCAAAGCAUGUGACGCGAGGCACAUGGUACCGGGGCUUUAUGCCCCAACACUACACGAGCCCUGGACGUUCCUCCGGGCUGGUCCCACUGCGUCACGGCCGGUCAGCUACGGGAUAGGGCGAGCAGUUUUGGUCCUGGUCGCCAUCCCCAUAGCCAAAAUAAUUGUUAUUUAACGGCUCUGGUAGGACAAUUCGGGUCUUUUCUUGUUCUGACUCGACACGAAAUUCAAUGGCCCGGGUAUGAUCGUCGACCUGACUCCUUUGGGCUCAAACACCAAGCAAAGCAGUCAUAAUACAAGCAUCAUAUUGUAGUGUUUAUUUUUGACAAGCUUCGCAAAGACGAGGCGCUAGUUGUCACACGGUAAGCUUACGUAGGUGUGGGUGUACAUGCAAUGGCUUUUUGUAGGGAAUGCACCGGGUAUACGUCCUCCCCCCCCCCCCCCGCCACCCCCUGCCCCAGCUCGGGACAAUACUGUUCAUUUCUUCUUUUUUGGAGGAAGCUAAGAUGGAAAAAAUGUUGUUCAAUACGUUACUUUUUGGUUAGUCUGCGCCAUGAUGGGUUUUUCGACUCUCAUUUACUAAAAAAUUUAUUAAUUGGCUCAUUCAUUCAUCCAUUUGCACUGAUGAGUUAUGCGCCAUGUAAUGGUUCUGUAGCCGGGUAUUAGAAGGAUUGUGAGUCCUCUCCAUAUAGUGAUAUGGACGCCUUCAGAGCGUUGCCCUAGAACAUGUUUUAGGCUGUGAAGUCCUCCGCCUAGUUAUUAGUGUCCAUCCGUCCUACAGCCAGAGGCUUUCUGCCACAGUCGCGUCGCACACAAUCUUCUCAAGCCGUUCUUUACUGUUGUGUUGGCCCCCGUAAGCGCUGAUGCAGAUCCCUGGUGUGAAGGGGACCACUGGUAGCUGCGCGGGAGACGCGCUUUCCGUUGGCCCCCGUAAGCGCUGAUGCAGAUCCCUGGUGUGAAGGUGACCACUGGUAGCUGCGCGGGAGACGCGCUUCCCUUGGGGACGUACAGACACUACGUCACACCGCACCCCGUUUGUGGGGCGUUCGGAACAGGUGUGCGCAGUGUGCUCACAUAGCUAUCAUGUCAGGGUAUGUACAGCACAUCCGUAAGUAGUGGUUGCGUGUCUUAGCUGGCGCAUGCUCCGUUCUGUUCUUCUGCCCGCUGCUAAGGUUUGCCUCCGGAAAUGUCCUAAUUGAAAAAUGUCUACGGGGAAAGAAAGAAAGAUCAGUUAUUUGUUGUCCGAAUGAAUACUAUAUUUAUUGAACAAAUGCGAGGAUGUUCGGUGUGAUAUGGCAGACCACAUCCAUUUCACAGUGGUGCAGUCAUUGGCCGCCUUGAGCCGUGCUCUGAAAGUGAUAGCCGGUUUGGUGCGUACAUCGACGCCACACGCGGUAAGUGGCGCUCAAUUGUUACACCGGAGGAGCCCUGUCAUAGCACGGACCUCUUGCGUAUGGUGGCGGCAUUGUGAUCGCCAAGACCGGUGAGUGUCAUGACGUUUCCGGACAUGGUGUCGUGCGAUUCGUGAUGUGUUCGGCGAUGAGUGCCAUGACAUUUCCGGACCUGGUGUCGUGCGACUCGUGAUGUGUUCGGUGGCCGGCCUUCUUGUGCUCUGGAAGCUAUUGUGACUUUCGAAUAUAGAAUAAA